AACCAAUUCCCUACUUUUUCUCUUAGUGUCCAAAGGAUAUAUCCACAGACAUGUUUGCCCAUCUUUGUAGGCGCUUUGGGAGAGUUGAUGUUGAUAGAGAAGAGUCUAGAGUGAAGCAAAUGAAACCUAAAGAGGCCUGCAGACAGACGUCAUCCCCUGAAAAUAUCCUAAACAAGGUGCAGGCCAACGAGGAAGAGGAGAGGCUGAAUAGAGAACUGGAGCUAACUACCAAAGAGAGAAAUGAGCUGACAGAUCGCCUCCUUUAUGUGACAGGUGGAUCCAUGAGCAAGAGCCCCUACUUCAGGCCAAAUCCAUUUUAUGAAAACUUGAAGAUAAAGGAGAAAGAGGUCAUGUCAUUACUGCACAACUUAGACACAAAGAACAUUGAACAUCGUGAGAAAUUUCAGGAGCUCAAGAAGGAGAUUAACUUCUAUCGCAACGUGCACAGCCGGCUCCUGAUGGACCAGGCAUGUAUGAAGAAGAAGUUGGUCACAUUGAAGCAGGAGAGCAAGGAGGUACAGCGAAAUUUGUUUGAGUUGAACCGGAAAGAUGAAGACGAACAGGAGAAGACCACCAACCUCCAGACCCAGCAAAAUGUGGUCUCAGAAACUGCAGGAGACAUGGCAUAGAUGGAUCCCAGGAAGAGAGCCCCCUGAGGAAUGAGUUUCUCUCUCAGGAGUUCCCUGUGACGACAAUCCUCACAGUCAAAGACUUUUUGGGGGAAUAUUCUUCUUCUCAGAUAAUUUCCUCAAUGUAUAGAGACCCUAAAUUUAUGUAUCCGUAUGCCAGCCUGUCUCAUUGAGGUCUUUCUCCUCUCUCCUACUGACAACACCAUUUGAGAGACAACUGAGGGGACUGCCUUGACAUCUCACGUCCUAGAGGAGAAACAGCACUACAACUGUGUUUCUAAAUGUUCAUUAAGAAAAUGCUGUUAAGAAAUGUUUUUGGUUAUGAUUUUCAUUGAAGUUUUCUUUUUGUUAUUUCAUAGUUAUAUAUUCUUGUUACUGUUUUUCAUUUAUUAUACCAUUUUAGUUGUUCAUUUUAUGCCUGUUUUUUGUAAAUUGUAUUCCUUAUGAAUAAAAAUUGAUUUGUAACUCUUGA
Rattus norvegicus (Norway rat) is the source of this 1101-nucleotide messenger RNA. RefSeq names its product disks large homolog 5-like. The record is from RefSeq and is a predicted model, not a curated record. Lineage: Eukaryota; Metazoa; Chordata; Mammalia; Rodentia; Muridae.